Messenger RNA from Solenopsis invicta (red fire ant), 1976 nucleotides. RefSeq names its product cytochrome c-type heme lyase (gene Cchl). Lineage: Eukaryota; Metazoa; Arthropoda; Insecta; Hymenoptera; Formicidae. Gene Ontology annotation, molecular function: holocytochrome-c synthase activity. The record is from RefSeq and is a predicted model, not a curated record. Gene Ontology annotation, biological process: cytochrome c-heme linkage. Gene Ontology annotation, cellular component: mitochondrion. The transcript has 4 exons. Bases 182 to 1063 code for a protein of 293 amino acids.
AUCGCGCGUGGCGAGACAGUGUGAGGGGGGUCAAAACGUUAGGAGCUAUAUUGUAUCUAUGUUGUAAUAAGCAAGCUUGUAAGAGGGAAAGAUCACUGAAAACUUUUACUAAUUUUGACGGAAAUCCCAAAAGACACAUUCGCCACAUUCUAUAAAUCAUUUUCUCUGCACAAAUACCUCGAUGUUUCGUUUGAUAGCAAAGAAUUUAGGACGUUGCAUAACCCUCCCCGAUUUUAAGAUAGCCAUGGGCAAUGCUCUUACCACAGCGACUGUAUCAGCGGCCGACGUCAUAGCACCGUUGUCUCAACAAAUUACGAAGCCAGAGUCUCAUGGGAUAAAGGGAAAACAGAUUGAACCGCCAGCAGAAUGUCCCAUGCACAAGUCUGGUCAAUUUAACACUAUAAACUACACCAGCGAAUGUCCGAUAGACAAAAUGAAUGAAAGCGAGAUAAAUCCAUUAAAUAUGAUGCCACCAGCAAAUCAACAACCUGCUCCAGACCAACCAUUUCCCUUGCCCACCAACAGACAGGUUUCGACGAUACCUAAAGCAACCGGACAAGAGGGAGAAUUUUGGGUGUAUCCAUCUCAACAAAUGUUCUGGAAUGCUAUGUUAAGAAAGGGAUGGCGAUGGAAAAACGAAGAUAUCUCUCCAAAAGAUAUGGAUGAUAUAAUAAAGAUUCACAAUGCCAAUAACGAGCAGGCGUGGCAAGAAGUUCUUAAAUGGGAAGCCCUUCACGCACGAGAAUGUGGCAAUCCUAAGUUACGCAGCUUUGGUGGCAAAGCGUCCAAGUACUCUCCACGCGCGCGUAUUCGCUAUUGGAUGGGAUACGAACUGCCAUUCGAUCGACACGACUGGAUUAUAGAUCGCUGCGGUAAAGAUGUAAAAUAUAUCAUUGAUUACUAUGACGGUGGAAAAGUCGAUGAGAAGUACACGUUUGCAUUACUCGAUGUGAGACCUGCAAUGGAUUCGUGGGAGAAUAUCUGGGAUCGAAUGAAAGUGGCAUGGUGGCGUUGGAAAUAUCAAUCCAAUGAUAAACCAGUGUCUACUGCCACAGUGCAUUAGUCUGCAUUGAAAUUAGUGCCAAUAACAUGUUAGCCCAAAGAACUUUUACUGAAUUCAUAAUUAAUGCCUUAAUGACGAUGCAACAUAACGCUUAUUAUAUGGUGAGAAAACGAUCGUGUUAUUCUUAUAAUUUAUGUACAUAUAAGUUACAAAAGUAUCAUAAAUACAAUUUUAUGAUAUUUAGUUCGAAAAAUAUCAUUAAAUAUUGAAGCGAAUUAAAAAGUAUUCAUAAUAAAUAAAUUUUAUAUAUAUUUUACUAAUACACGUGUGUACACAUACCUGUUUUGUCCAUUUUACAUAAAUAUAAAAUUUCUCUGCAAUGUCGAGUAAUCACUAAAACAGAUUUUAUAAGUGUAAAAAUAAUUCAAUUACCAAUUUGUUCCGAAUCACAGAAUUGCAUCAUGUACUAUAAAUCAAUUUAUAAAUCAAUUUGAUGAGGAUCGCAUAAACACUUCCACAUACUGAACUUUGUGAUUAUAUAAAUUACUUUGUUAAUAUCAGGAAUUUACUGCCAAUAUUAACAUCGAGUAAUUUCUAUUUAAGUCUUAACUGCUAAAUAUUCUAAGAUUAGAUAAAAGAAUUGUAUAUAUAUUUAUUAUGUAGAUUAUGAUGUUAAUCUUUCAUGAGUGCAUAUCUUUAAUUUUAUAUUCAUUGCAUAUUGACUACAUUAUUUAUUUAAAGUUAAUAAUUACCUUUUCCAUUGUACAAAACAGAGAAUAUAUUAUGAGAGAAUUGCGCUUAUGAAAGGACUUAAAAAAGUGAUUCGUUUAAAAAAAUGUUAGAAUAAAUCAGUCAGAAAAUAUUAAACUCUUCGCUCUACAAAUUACACAUUUUAAAUUAGGAAAUAAAUUGACAAAUAUUCAUAGUUGUACAUUGUACAUUAUUUUAUUGUCAAUAUAUAGCUCCAUUUAUA